Messenger RNA from Halteromyces radiatus, 1689 nucleotides. RefSeq lists its product as uncharacterized. Lineage: Eukaryota; Fungi; Mucoromycota; Mucoromycetes; Mucorales; Cunninghamellaceae. Gene Ontology annotation, cellular component: endoplasmic reticulum membrane. The record is from RefSeq and is a predicted model, not a curated record. Bases 81 to 1604 code for a protein of 507 amino acids. Gene Ontology annotation, biological process: phospholipid biosynthetic process. Gene Ontology annotation, molecular function: glycerone-phosphate O-acyltransferase activity; glycerol-3-phosphate O-acyltransferase activity. The transcript is spliced from 5 exons.
GUUCUUUUUCUAAAUAUCCUGCUGGUGUUCCAUCAAUUCGUUUUAAACACAAGUAUUAUUUUUUUUUUUCUUUAGCAUCCAUGGAAAACCAUUCGGAAGAAACAACAACUGUACUUCAAAAACGAGUGGGAGAAGGAAAAUGUUAUAAGAUUUUACGAGUCUUAUCACGCAUUGCAGUAUGGUCCUAUUUUCGUCAUCUCAAGGUCAUUUGUAGAACACCAAUCCCUACUCGUGGUCCUGUCCUUGUAGCUGCAAAUCAUACCAAUAUGGUACUCGAUCCUGCCAUGUUGAUUGCCACAUUCCCUCAUGCUCGCUCUUGUCACUUUUGGGCCCUGGCUAGAUUCUUUAAGAUACCAGUCGUUGGACAACUUUUACUUGCAGGCGGAGUGCUUCCAGUUGACACGAAAACUCACAGCAAUGCCAAACUAUUCGAACAUACAUUGGACUGUCUUGGGAAAGGAGGAGUUAUUGCCGUCUUCCCUGAAGGCACUUCAUAUACAGCACCUAACCAUUUACCGUUUAAGGACGGCUUAUCAUGGGCUACUUUUGAAUACUUGACUCAACAAAAAGCAAAUGGUUUCCAAGGUACACCGCUUCCAAUUAUACCAGUUGGUAUCACUUAUACGACCAAGAAUAAAUGGAGAAGUGAUGUUGUGAUAGAAUAUGGUGAACCUGUUGUUGUUGGACCAAAUGAUCUGGAUGACUUUCAAAGAGAUCCAAAAUCGGCAGUGAAACGACUUACUGAACGUAUAGCUGAAGGAGUGGAAAACGGAACUGUGAAUGCACCUGAUUGGGAUACAGCACAUGCAGCAUCUGAAGCAAGAUUCAUUUUAUUUGGAGACACUCGUGGAAUUCGAUUAGAGGAUUACGUCAAAGUUUCUCAAAGUUUUAUUGAUUUAUUUAGGCCGGAUAUAUUGGAAGACAAUAAUGAAGAUAACAAAAUACCACUUAUCAAAGAACGAAAAGAACUCAAAUCCCAACUGAUAUUAUGUUCCAAGAAUCUGAAACGAAUGAAAUUAUCAGCAUUGGAUAUCCGAAGAUAUGAAAAAAAUGAAAUCACGCAAACACAUGCAUUCUUUCGAUUGGUAUCAUCUGUUUUGGCCUUACUUUUACAACUUCCUUUAUUUUUACCUGGAAUGAUUAUCAAUUCACCACUGUAUCUAUUAGGACGAUAUAUCAAUCACUAUGAAGUAUAUACAGAAUCAGUAGCUCAAGAUAAAGUGGUCUCAGCAUUGACUCUCUCUAUACCUAUUUACAGCAUUCUAUUCUAUUUUUGGUGGAGAUUGAUGGAUUACUCUCUAGUUGGAUGGAUGAUUGGCUUAUUAGUGGUUCCUUUGUUUGCAUGGCAUCAUAUCAAAUUGGUAGAUAAACGUUACGAUAUGGCAAAGGAAGUAGUGGCAUCUUGGCGGAUCUUUAUGGCAGUGACUGGAUUGGAUGACGAACGACGUGAAUUGGAACAAACAGUCAAAUUACGAAGAUGGUGUCUUGCUAGGGUCAAAUUUUUACUGUUACAACUAGAUCGAUUGGGUGAUCCUCGUGCGCACUUUUUGGUAGAAUAUGGACAACCUUUAUUUCAAGAAAAUAGUGAUGAUAGUAGUGAAUAGAUAAAUAUAUUGAUAUUGUUUAUUAUUAUUUUUGUAUCCUUCUAUCUUUUGACUCAAUAAUAAAGACAAGUAUAUAUUAUUAUAA